GCAUCGAGACGCCUUAGCCUACCGGCCUCGCCGAAUUUCGGCAGUUGGCAGGCGGCAGACUUCUACUCAUCACCCGGUCGUUCAGUCGAGCAGGACUGCCGAUCGCCGGCAAACGGUAGUAGCAUUGAUGAUUCAAGCUUGCCUACCGUCCAAAAUGUCCCACCAAUCCUUUCCCUGGCAGAAGCAGCAAACCUGCUGCAAGCGAAGGAGACUUCCAAACCGGUAAUUCCGCCACGGAGACCGACAGACUAUGACUGCAUCCGUAGGCGACCCUGGUACUUACAGGCUCGUGCCAAUCGACGAAAGCAGGGAGCUAGUACCCCCACUACCACCACGAGACCACGGCCAGGAGAUGUACCUGAAUUGAGCUCCACUGCACUGAGGCAGUUCCCGGGAGUCUUCUUCCCACCGAAGAAUGACCAGACCAACGCUAACUGCAUGCCAGAGUCCCUUUCCGCGGUGACGGCCAAAUACGGCGCAGCCACUGUCGCCGCUUUCAAACAAACUGUAGAGCCAGCAAAUGCACCCUCAAUUUCCCGAGAGAUUCAGGGCGAUAUCAACAGACGACGGCCAACUUCAGCCUGCGGUUUCCACUUAACGCAGGAUAACAGUCCGUUCGAAUUGCGAACAGAAGAACAGACUACUGGCAGCAUCAAUGAGGAUGGAUAUACCUUGUGGAAUAAUGGUUCAUACAUGCAGACGGAGAGUGCCAUUCUACGUGGCUAUGACUGGCGGAAGCGUGCAGAAUAUGCAGCAGCACAAGAAGCAAGGACUGGUCAGGCUAAUCAGGUGCGGGUUUGCAACAGGCGCGACAUUCCAGAAGGGCAUGCUUCAGCCCCACCAACGCGGCUUCCGACCACCAGUCAAAUAAAUUCGCUGGAACGCCGUGAUGAAUGGCAACUAAACUACGAAGGUGCCGAAAUGUCCAAAGCGAAAGCCCACAGCUCCCCCCUACCGAGGAGUAAUUGUUGGCAUUCCGAAACUUUCCUAACUACUCCUGCUGAUGGCACAAAAGUAGAACGACGAGAGACAUACGGAGGAGACAAGAAGAAUCCCGAACAGUCUCAGCGCAAGAGUCAUGAUAAUCGUAGAGGGUCAAGUGCCUGGAAAGCACUUUCCUCUGAGCACUGCGGUCCAAUCCAACUCUGGCAGUUUCUACUCGACGAGCUGAAUAAUCCUCUUUCCGAGAAAUAUAUCGGCUGGACCGGUCAGGGUACAGAAUUUCGUCUGCACGAUCCCAACGAGGUGGCCCGUCGUUGGGGUCUAAGAAAGAACAAGCCAAAAAUGAACUAUGAGAAACUGAGCCGCGGCCUGCGCUACUAUUACGACAAGAAAAUUAUUGAGAAAUCUGCCGGAAAACGUUAUGUAUACAGAUUCUCUCCAAAGGUGGAAGACCUCAUAAAGUCCUUCCGAAAUACUACUAGAGAAGAGAAACGGGCGGCACCCUAUGACGAGUAA
Dibothriocephalus latus is the source of this 1458-nucleotide messenger RNA. Lineage: Eukaryota; Metazoa; Platyhelminthes; Cestoda; Diphyllobothriidea; Diphyllobothriidae. The record is from the annotation of a GenBank genome assembly.